Drosophila albomicans is the source of this 635-nucleotide messenger RNA. Its product is annotated as GRB10-interacting GYF protein 2. The transcript is spliced from 2 exons. Lineage: Eukaryota; Metazoa; Arthropoda; Insecta; Diptera; Drosophilidae. Bases 69 to 635 code for a protein of 188 amino acids. The record is from RefSeq and is a predicted model, not a curated record.
UAAGAGUUGGCUCAUUCAACAAAAAUCGAUGGCUCUUGAUUAGCGCAGACAACAAACGAGAACGCGACAUGGCCGAGCACAGCACAAGCUACGAGCAGGAAUGUCAGCGUGCUGAAUUGCUGGGCAUCCAGCCGCCAGAUCAAGCUGAGUUUGAGCGACUUCGCAGCGAACGCAUCGAACAGCAGCUGGCCGAGCAGGAGGCAGCCGAGGCGAAUGCCUUGGAACAGCAGGAGGAACAGCUACGUGGCGCUGGUGGCAAACUGGAUGAGUUGAAUAGCAUUCUAUCGAGCACACAGCAACGCUUGAAUCGCUUCAAGCAGACAGCAUGCGGCAGUCUUAGCAACAUUUUUGCCCGUGGCGGCAGCUUUAGUGGUGCCAGUGGCACUGCCGGCUCCAUGGACAUACCUGGAAGUAGCCAGGAAGAAGAGCAGCAGCAGCAGCAGCAGCCGCCAGUGCAACGGCAGCCACAGCCAAUGGCACCGCCAACGGCGGCCCAAGUGAGCGCCGCAAAGGCAGCGCAACAAAAACGCAUGGAUGGACAGUUAGACAAGUUGGAUGCGUUAAUCAAUAAGGCAGAUAAUGCCCAACUGGCGAUGAGUGAGCAGACUAAGCAGAUGCGUCGCAUGGCCAAGUGA